CAUUCAUUUUCAUAACUUCUAAAUCAUAAAUUAAGAUUAAAACUCGAUAGUUAACCCUUGGCCAGGAGUCUCCGUUCGAGAUGAGCGAACCGCUCUCGGGUCCCUGGCUUCGUUUUGUGUACAACGGCCUGCUGCUGACUACGGCAGUGUUUUCCGGCCGGAAAAUGCAGCCGGAGGAGCACCCCUUCGCCCUGGCCGCUUGUGUGGUGGUCGGAUUCUCGGCAGUGUUCGGAUUGCUUAGGGUAAUCUUCGCCAGCGGACAGCCGGAGGAGUGCCGGAAGCUGAGGGACAUAACGCAUGGUGUCCUGGAACUGGUACCACUGCCUCUGGCCAACAUGGAUCUCUAUAUGCAGUCCACCGGGCUAAGUGCCAUUGCUUUGGGUCAUGCUUUCUUCGUGCUUCCCCUGUUUUGCGAUUUGGGCUGCAGUCUGGCAAAAAAUCGGAGGGAUUGUGCCUUUAGCGAUAGCUUGAAAAAUCUUACCGUUCUGGGCAACAUUGUUUCCCUCGGAUUCCUGGCCUUUGUGGAGCGGAAUUUCCUCUAUCUGCGGAUGAUGCUGGUCAUGAUUGUGGUCAAGUACGGAGUGGUUCUGGUGGACAGCAUCAAGGAGGAUGCCGGGGAGGAUCUGCAGGUGUGCGGCACAGCCCUGUUUAUACACCUGCUCGGCAAGGCCGUGGAGUCCUCCGCCUCCGGAUCCUUGGUUUAACCCCUAACCGCUCUUCGCUUCACGGGUUUCCUUUCCCCGCUUAAUUUUCCUUGAAUCGAGUUUUGACCCGUAUUAAAUUUCAUUUCAGCCGCUUUUCAA
This is a messenger RNA of Drosophila rhopaloa, 803 nucleotides long. RefSeq lists its product as uncharacterized. The record is from RefSeq and is a predicted model, not a curated record. The transcript has a single exon. Lineage: Eukaryota; Metazoa; Arthropoda; Insecta; Diptera; Drosophilidae. The coding region runs from base 81 to 704 and encodes 207 amino acids.